Messenger RNA from Ahaetulla prasina, 5084 nucleotides. RefSeq names its product astrotactin 2 (gene ASTN2). Gene Ontology annotation, biological process: neuron cell-cell adhesion; neuron migration. The transcript is spliced from 23 exons. The record is from RefSeq and is a predicted model, not a curated record. The coding region runs from base 133 to 4356 and encodes 1407 amino acids. Lineage: Eukaryota; Metazoa; Chordata; Lepidosauria; Squamata; Colubridae.
GGAAGGGGAGGAGCGAGGUGGGCUCUGCCUAGCGGCUCCUUGCUGCGGCGGCUGCUGCCGCUGCUGCUGCUGCUGCUGUUGCUGCUUCUGCUCCCGGUCUCGGCGAAGCAGCUUCUCCGCCUUCCCCACGCCAUGGCAGCCCCGCGCGGCUGGCCGCUGCUCCGCCGCCGCCGCUUCCUCCUCUUCCUCCCGGCCGCCGCCGCUUCUUCCUCCGCCUCUUCUUCUUCUUCUUCUUCCUCCUCCUCCUCUUCCUCCUCCCUGCUGCCGCUGCUCCUGCUGCUGGCCAGCGGACCGGGCCCCGUGGCGGCGGCGGUGCAAGCAGAGCCGGGCGGUGGCGGUGAUGGAGGAGCAGGAGGAGGAGGAGGAGGAGGGGGAGCAGGAGGAGGAGGAGGAGGAGGAGGAAGCAGAGGGACCGCCGGCGGCGGGAACAGCCGGGGAGGGAGCCGAACGGCCGGCAGCCCUUGCCGGGAGAAGACGGUGACGGUCUCCACCUUGCCGGUGCUGCGGGAAAGCGACCUCGCCUGGAGGAGCAGCGGAGGAGGAGGAGGAGGAGGCGGUGGUGGUGGAGGAGGAGGAGGAGGAGGCGGCGGCCCCUCGGGUGGAUCGGGCGCUUUCCCGUCUUCAGCCUCCGCUGCCGCUUCUGCCGCUGGCGCUGCUGGUCCGGGCUCGCUGCCUCCCGGGGCCGGCGGCGAUUCCCGCUUGCUCCUCUUCGUCCGGAGCGAAGUGCCCGGACGCGUGGCGGUGCAAGACGACCUGGAUAACACGGAGCUGCCCUUCUUCACUUUGGAGAUGUCGGGAACGGUGUCGGAUCUUUCUUUGGUGCACUGGAAGCAGCAGUGGUUGGAGAACGGCACCCUCUACUUCCAUGUGUCCAUGAGCAACGCCGAACAACUUUCCCGGGCCACACCGCCAAGCCUUCAAGAACCGUCGGAAAUUGUGGACGAACAGAUGCACAUCCUACAUGUGUCUGUCAUGGGUGGACUGAUUGCUCUCCUUUUGCUGCUGCUGGUGUUCACCAUAGCCUUGUACGCCCAACGGCGUUGGUACAAACAACGUCGGGUCCCCCACAAGAGUGCCAGUUCUGAGGCCACCCACGAGAUCCACUACAUCCCCUCCGUGCUUAUCGGCUCCCAGGGCAGGGAGAGCUUCCGCAGUUCACGCCUUCAAGGCCACACCUCGGUCAUCGGCAUGCCCAUCCGCGAGACCCCCAUCUUGGAUGACUACGACUACGAAGAGGAAGAUAACCCUCUGCAUCCAGAGCUCGGCUACAGAGAUGGGGAGUUUGGGAGUCAAACCGGGGUGCCUCUGGACAGCACGGGCAGGAGCGGAGAGAAACUCGUCUACGAAAAGAAAGCUGCAGAGGUGUCUCAGGAAACAGUGGAGACCCUGAUGCAGAAAUUCAAGGAGAGCUUUCGGACGAACACACCCAUUGAGAUUGGCCAGUUGCAGCCUGUUGUGCGCAGCUCAUCUGUUGGGAGACGGAAACGCAGGAACCGACACCGAGGUGGUGUUGGAUUCGGUCACACCAAGGGCAACUCCGGUUCAGAAGCGGAUGACGAGACCCAGUUGACCUGCUACACCGAGCAGUACCGAAGCCGGCGACGCAGCAAAGGUUCCCUCAAAAGUCCAGUGAACAAGACGGCCCUCACCUUAGUUGCUGUCAGCUCUUGCAUCCUGGCUAUGGUCUGUGGCACCCAGAUCUCCUGUCCACUCACUGUCAAAGUGACCCUUCAUGUCCCUGAGCACUUCAUUGCUGAUGGAAGCAGUUUUGUGGUGAGUGAGGGCAGCUACUUGGACAUCUCCGACUGGCUGAAUCCUGCAAAGCUCUCCCUGUAUUAUCAAAUCAAUGCCACCUCGCCAUGGAUCCGUGAUCUUUGUGGGCAGAGAACGACGGACGCGUGCGAGCAUCUCUGCGAUGAAGAAACUGGUGAGUGCAGCUGCCACGAAGGAUAUGCCCCCGAUCCUGUUCAUCGACACCUUUGCAUCCGUAAUACCUGGGAACACAGCGAAGGCCCUUGGCCGUACACAACUCUGGAAAGAGGUUACGAUUUGGUGACCGGAGAACAAGCCCCGGAGAAAAUUCUUAGGUCUACCUACAGCCUGGGCCAAGGCCUUUGGCUUCCCGUGAGUAAAAGUUUUGUGGUACCCCCGGUGGAGCUUUCCAUCAAUCCAUUGGCUAGCUGCAAGACGGAUGUCCUUGUGACUGAAGAUCCAGCAGACGUCAGGGAAGAAGCAAUGUUGUCGACCUACUUUGAGACCAUCAAUGACCUGCUCUCAUCCUUUGGACCGGUUCGGGAUUGUUCUCACAAUAACGGAGGCUGCACCCGCAACUUCAAAUGUGUAUCGGACCGUCAAGUGGACUCGACCGGUUGUGUGUGCCCCGAGGACCUGAGACCCAUGAAAGAUGGGACCGGCUGCUUUGACUACUCAAAGGGGAUUGAUUGCUCAGAUGGCUUCAAUGGUGGUUGCGAGCAGCUGUGCCUUCAGCAGACCCUCCCUCUCCUGUGGGACCCAACCUCCAGCACCAUCCACAUGUUCUGUGGCUGCGUCGAGGAGUACAAGUUGGCUCCAGAUGGCAAGUCCUGCCUCCUGUUAUCGGACAUCUGUGAGGGCCCCAAGUGUCUCAAGCCGGAUGUGAACUUCAACGACACUCUCUUUGGGGAGAUGCUUCAUGGCUACAACAACAGGACCCAACAUGUCAACCAAGGCCAGGUCUUCCAGAUGACCUUCAGGGAGAACAAUUUCAUCAAGGACUUUCCCCAACUGGCUGAUGCGUUGAUGGUCAUUCCUCUACCGGUUGAGGAACAGUGUCGUGGUGUGCUAUCAGAACCGCUUCCCAACCUCCAGCUGUUAACUGGGGACAUUCGAUACGAUGAAGCCAUGGGAUACCCUAUGGUUCAACACUGGAGGGUCCGAAGUAACCUGUACAGAGUGAAGCUCAGCACGAUCGCCCUCUCAUCAGGAUUUGCAAAUGUCCUCAAGAUUCUGAACAAGGACAGCAGCCGGGAGGAGUUGCUGUAUUUCAUUCAGCAGUACGGCUCCCAUUACAUAGCAGAGGGCUUAUACGGCUCUGAAUUCAGCUGCACCAUUCACUUCCCAAGCAAGAAGAUACAACAGCAGCUCUGGUUGCAGUAUCAGAAAGAAACUACAGAACUUGGCAACAAGAAAGAGCUCAAGUCCAUGCCUUUUAUCACCUAUCUCUCUGGCCUGCUGACAGCCCAGAUGUUGUCUGACGAUCAGCUGGUUUCUGGCGUGGAGAUCCACUGCGAAGAAAAGGGCCGCUGCCCUUCGACUUGCCAUCUCUGCCGCCGGGCAGGCAAGGAACAGCUGAGCCCCACCCCGGUCCUUCUGGAGAUCAACCAUAUCGUCCCGUUAUAUAUGCUCAUCCAGGACAAUGAGACCCGGGAGGCCUUCAAGGGAGCCCUCAUGAGCUUUUACUGGUGCUCAGGGAAAGGGGAUGUGAUUGAGGACUGGUGCAGAUGUGACCUUAAUGCCUUUGAUGAGAAUGGCCUCCCCAGCUGCAGCCCACUUCCCCAGCCUGUUUUGCGCCUUUCUCCCAACGUGGAGCCUUCAAGCACCGUGGUCUCCUUGCAGUGGUACGACGUCCAGCCAGCCAUUGGAACCAAAGUAUCGGAUUACGUCUUGCAUCACAAAAAAGUGGACGAAUACACCGACACCGACCUGUAUACAGGAGAAUCCUUGAGCUUUGCUGACGAUUUAUUGUCCGGCCUUGGAACUGCCUGCGUUGCUGCCGGGAGGACUCACGGGGAUGGCCAAGAUGCCAGCCUUUAUUCCAUCAUUUUCAAAUGUUUGGAGCCGGAUGGAUUGUACAAAUUUACUCUCUAUGCCGUAGAUACUCGUGGGAGACACUCAGAACUGAGCACCAUCACGCUGAGAACGGCUUGUCCGCUCGUGGACGACACCAAAGCAGAAGAGAUAGCAGAUAAGAUCUACAACUUGUACAAUGGCUACACCAGUGGGAAGGAGCAACAAACAGCCUACAACACCCUCAUGGAAGUCUCCGCUUCCAUGCUCUCCCGAGUCCAGCAUCACUACAACUCCCACUACGAGAAAUUUGGGGACUUUGUCUGGCGUAGCGAGGAUGAGCUCGGCCCCAGAAAAGCCCAUCUCAUCUUACGGCGGCUGGAGAAAGUCAGUCACCACUGUUCAAGUUUGCUACGCAGCGCCUACAUCCAGAGCCGGACUGACACCAUGCCUUACUUAUUCUGCCGCAGCGAGGAGGACCGAUCCCCUGGCAUGGUUUGGUACAACGUCUUGAAGGACACCAAGAUCACCUGCGAAGAGAAGAUGAUCUCCCUGUUGCGCAACAUGUACGGCGACUCCAAGGGACGAUGAAGACAAAAAAAACCCAGGCCGGCCAACCGAGGCACGAUGGGGCAGAGCCACUCACUCUUCCCCGCCCCCCCCAGCUCAAGCGAGUCAAGGACAUGUGGCAAACCUACCAUUUGAUGGACGGGAGAUCAGCUGGACAAUCCACAGCCAUCCAAGGGGCAGCAAGAUCCCACCCUCCUCCCCUUUGCUUAGGUUCCCUCUCUUUUUAUCAAUAAUAAUAAUAAUAAUAAUAACAAUUAUUAUUUAAGAAGGAAGUCCAUCGUUUCGCUCCAUCCAAUGGGGAGGGGAAAAAUAAAAUAAAAGGCGACCUCUUUUUUCGACGUGUUUCUCCCAGUUAAAAAUCUCCAAAAAUUGAGAGCCGGAGAUGGAGAGACAACUCAGCUGGUGGGAUGGGGGGGCGGGGGGGCGGGGGGGAUGGGGGACCCACAAGUGCUGGACUUGGGAGGGCAACAGCGGCUGACUCACCCUUGGAGGCUUGGAGUAACGUGAGAAUUUUAGACCGGAAGUCAGAAGGACCUACGUUUUGGAAAGGGCUCGCAUCCUUGUAGCAGCCACUGAGCAGUUCGCAGCAAAAUGGAGAAAGAACUUUGCAAGAGAACAGUGGCACGUAUCAUACGUACAUCAGGUGUCAAAAAUAAAUAAAGAAAUAAAGAAAGGCUCCUUGGGUGAUUGUCACUAUAGGUAUCCUGACAGGUUGUUCUGUGCAUUAAAACAUUCAUAUUUACUUCCAA